AUGGGUGCGAAACUAACCAGAAAAAAUCAAAGUUUGAUCAUCGUUCGAACGAAUGAAGAUCAAGAGGAAACCUUAACAAGUGCUGAAAAUACGAACAAGCAUGUUCAGUUAUCAACAACGGAAAGCAAUAGUAAACAAACGAAGAAGAAAAAAUCCAAACUGGACACAGCAAAGAUCGACAAAAGUACGAAUACAGAAAAUUGUAUACUGCCAGUAUCGUUAUUCAGCGAACAAUUGGUUGAUGAUAAAAUAUGUACUGGAGUAGCAGAGAACCAUAUCGAACAUGUUCCACCUGCUGACACUCAAAAUGGAAUCGUCUCAGAUGUCUUUCACAUUGAUAAUCAAGACACUUCAAACGGUCAAAACCAUCGCAUCAGUAUCCUGAACAAUUUAACUGAUGCAACAAGUAGUGCUUCGUCAACAAUUACUGGUAUUACAGACGAAAUUGGCAAUCAUAAAUAA
Messenger RNA from Adineta ricciae, 462 nucleotides. NCBI's taxonomy places the organism in Eukaryota, Metazoa, Rotifera, Eurotatoria, Adinetida, Adinetidae. The record is from the annotation of a GenBank genome assembly.